Messenger RNA from Cyprinodon tularosa, 3044 nucleotides. RefSeq names its product disabled homolog 2-interacting protein-like. The record is from RefSeq and is a predicted model, not a curated record. The coding region runs from base 90 to 3044 and encodes 984 amino acids. Lineage: Eukaryota; Metazoa; Chordata; Actinopteri; Cyprinodontiformes; Cyprinodontidae. The transcript is spliced from 16 exons. Gene Ontology annotation, biological process: regulation of GTPase activity.
CUGAUCACCUUCUCUCUGUCAACCAGGUCACCACCUCCACAGGCACCAAGUGCUUCUCGUGUCGCUCGGCGGCAGAACGCGACAAAUGGAUGGAGAACCUUCGGCGAGCCGUCCACCCCAACAAGGACAACAGUCGGCGGCUGGAGAACGUGCUGACGGUGUGGGUGAUUGAGGCCAAAGACCUGCCAGCUAAGAAAAGGUACUUCUGCGAGCUGUGUCUGGAUGACAGCCUGUAUGCUCGGACCUCCUGCAAGCUGAAGACGGACAACAUUUUCUGGGGCGAGCGCUUCGACUUCAGCAGCCUGCCCUCCGUCUCGUCUAUCACGCUCCACUUGUAUAAGGACACGGACCGCAAAAGGAAGAAAGACAAGAGCAGCUAUGUGGGCCUGGUCAACAUCCCCGCUGUCACGGUAACAGGCAGGCAGCUGGUGGAGAAGUGGUACUCUGUGAGCACGCCCAGUACGCUCCGAGCCAAGUCGUCGGUUCCGACAGUCCGGGUCAAAGCUCGCUAUCAGAGUAUCAUCAUCCUGCCGAUGGAGCAGUACAAAGAAUUUGCAGAGUACAUCAGCGCCAACUACCUGCUGCUCUGCUCCACCCUGGAGGCCUCCAUCAGCCUGAGGGCCAAGGAGGAGCUCGCUGCGGCUCUGGUUCACAUCCUGCACAGCACGGGAAAGGCCAAGGACUUCCUGACAGAUCUGAUGAUGUCUGAGGUGGACCGUUGCCAUGACAAUGAUCACCUGAUCUUCAGAGAGAACACGCUGGCCACUAAAAGUAUUGAGGAAUACCUGAAACUGAUUGGACAGAAGUACCUGCAGGACGCCCUUGGUGAAUUCAUCAAAGCUCUCUACGAGUCUGAUGAGAACUGUGAGGUGGACCCGUCUCGCUGUGCAGCCUCCGACCUGGCGGAACAUCAGGCCAACCUGAGGAUGUGCUGCGAACUGGCCUUCUGCAAGAUCCUGGACUCCUACAGGGUCUUCCCACGGGAGCUUAAGGAGGUGUUUGCGUCGUGGCGUCAGGAGUGCUGUAACCGGGGGCGACCAGAUAUCAGUGAGCGGCUCAUCAGCGCCUCGUUGUUCCUCCGCUUCCUGUGUCCAGCUGUGAUGUCACCAUCACUGUUUGACCUCACACAAGAGUACCCCGACGAACGCACGGCCAGAACCCUCACCCUGAUCGCCAAAGUCAUCCAGAACCUCGCCAACUUCACCAAGUUCGGCACUAAGGAGGAGUACAUGCUGUUCAUGAAUGACUUUGUGGAGCGCCAGUGGAGCAGCAUGCAGCGCUUCCUGCAGGAGAUCUCCAACCCUGACGGCCUGAACCACACCGCCGGCUUCGAUGGCUACAUCGACCUGGGCAGGGAGCUGAGCAGCCUACACACUCUGCUGACCGAGCUUGACCAGGCCUGUCUGUCCAAACUCGGUCCGCUUCCCCGGAUCCUCAGAGACGUGUCGGCCGCCCUCGUCCACCCUGGAGGCAUAGUUGGAGUGGGGGGAGCGUCCGUUUCCUCUCCAGAGCCUCAGAGGGUGGUGUCCCCACCCCCCAUGUCUCCGCCCCCCCUCUCACCCCCCCUGUCUCCGCCUCUGGCUGCCUGUAAUCCCUCGGUUGGCCUGCAGGGUGGGGUGGGAUUGGAUGGAGGCUGUGUGGAUUUCACCAGACUUCCGUCACCGACUCCAGAGAACAAAGAUCUGUUCUUCGUCACCAAAGGAUCCAGCUUGCAGCCUGCAUCAGGUCUCCGAGGAUCUCCAGCUCCAAGCUCCUCCUACUCUGAACCCAACGAGAACGAAGCCGGCUACGAUUUGUCCAACGGGAGCCGCAGAGACGGCGCCGAGCUGACCAGCGAGAGCCGCAGCCGCUCUCUGGUGGACCUGCAGGACUCGUCUCCCAGCGACGGGCUGGAGGACGGACAAUGGCAGCGCAGGACGGGUCUCCUCCCGCUUUCCUUCCAGAACCCCGUCUACCACAUGACCGCCACGUCCCCCCUGCAGCCGCAGCAGGCUGAGGCCACGCCCUCGGACGGCUCGGUGGGUUCCCAGGGAAACUGUGAGGACAGGAGCAGCAUGGCCACCAAGCCGGCUUUUCUCACCCAGAUGUCUGUGGGUGUAGGAGGGGGGGAGAGGGGGGAGAGGAUGUCGGCCAUGUCCAGCAGCAGCAGCGGCGAGGAAUAUUCCCGACGAGCUCUGUCUCUCACCGACACGCUCACAGGUGGCUCAGCCCCGCCGCGGCAGAACUCUGGUCCCCAGAGACGCAUCGAUCAGCCUCCCCCGCCUGCCUCUGCUCCACCCGGCCCUCCUCGAGGUCGCACACCUCCCAGCAUGCUCAGUGGAGGAGGCUCCGCCUACCCUACGCGCCCCGCCUCCGGCAGUAUGAUGUCAUCCAGUCCUGAUUGGCCAAACAGCGGACAGUCGCGACUGAGACAGAUGUCCUCAUCGUCUAAAGGAGACAGCCCAGAGAAGCAGCGCUCUGCUGCCAAGGCUCCGUCUCCCUGUGCGUUGGACCGAACCGCCGCAUGGCUGCUCAACAUGAACUCUGCGUCCUCGUACGGUGAGGCAGAGGACGAUCGCCAUGACGACGCUUUGGUGGAGAAGUACCAGCAGGAGAUCGCUCUGCUUCAGGAGAAGCUGCGGCUGGCGGCGCUGCGUCAGGAGGAGUGUGAAGCUCGUCUGAUGGUCCAGGACCAACAGAACCAACGGAUGCUGCAGGAGUACCAGACACGGCUGGAGGACACAGAGAGCCGACUGAGGAGACUACAGGAUGACAAAGACCUCCAGAUGAACAGCAUCAUCAGCAGGCUGAUGGCGGUAGAAGAAGAGCUAAAGAAGGAUCACUCUGACAUGCAGGCCGUGGUGGACCAGAAGCAGAAGGUCAUUGAGGCCCAGGAGAAGAGAAUCGCCAGUCUGGACGCAGCCAACACCCGUCUGAUGGCGGCGCUGACCCAGCUGAAGGAACGAUACGGCGUGACAUCACAGAGGAACGGCCUGUCUCCUAGCAACACGUCAUCUCUGCAGAUAACUGAGAACGGGGAGUUCCGUAACUCCGGCAACUGCUGA